Messenger RNA from Eucalyptus grandis, 1515 nucleotides. RefSeq names its product protein AGENET DOMAIN (AGD)-CONTAINING P1-like. The record is from RefSeq and is a predicted model, not a curated record. The coding region runs from base 778 to 1392 and encodes 204 amino acids. NCBI's taxonomy places the organism in Eukaryota, Viridiplantae, Streptophyta, Magnoliopsida, Myrtales, Myrtaceae. The transcript has 3 exons.
GCCUCCGCCCCCAGGCCCCUCCCCUUCCUCUCCUCCGUCGCCAACUCCGUCACGUCUCACUGUUCCAGGUGACUCCUGAUGUGCAUUUCCAAAAUGAUUUGGGUCUAGAUAGCUUGGACAACGUAGAGAUUGUAAUGGCACUGGAAGAAGAAUUUAAGCUUGAAAUCUCAGAUUUGGAAGCUGAUAAAAUUGACUCCUGUCGUCUUGCUAUUGAGUACAUCUACAACCAUCCUAUGGCUGGUUAAUUCGAGCUCAUGCAUCUUUUGACUAUCCUGUAUUGUGUGGACAAUGAGCUGCUCAGCCUCCUCUUUGGUUGCUUUGUCUUGAGUGUGAAGCAGAGGAUGGAAAAUAAUCUCAACUUUUGUGAUAAAAGAUAGACUAGCUGAUGGGAGUCGUCUGGAACAUAUGACAAAAGACAGCAAUGACAUCUUGAACUUGUGGGCAAAAAAUUUGGGAAAGCUACUUGAUUUUGUUGAGAAAAGUUGCAACUGAAUGCACAAGGAAACUAUGGCUCGUAUUGCUGUCUUGAGAGCUUGAAGAUGUUCUUAGUUGAAUGGAUGACCUCUCUCCCCUUGAGCCUCCCCCCCCCUCCCCCCCAAAAGAAGAAGAAGAAGAAGAAGAAAGCUAAAUAAUGCUGUUUCACAUGGUGGUCUGAAGUGGGACAAAAAAUGUUCAUAGAACUCUCGCAUAGCUGGCUUCAAUUUAAUUGCAUAUUUUGCACAGGGGACCAGAUUUGGGACUCCAUUGGCAUUAGCCAGCACAUGCUGGCAAGUUGUUAUGUAUCUUUGGUGGCUGAAUGACUCCGAGAAGUCAUCUACGAUGGAGUUAAAGCCUCACAAGAUAAAAUUCAAGAUAAGACUUGAUAAAGGGACAUCAUUGCCACCCCCUGAGUUUGGAAAGGGUAAAACUGUGGAGGUCGGCAGUGAUGAAAAAGGUUAUGAGGGUUCUUGGUUUUCCGCAAUUGUCAUCGACUAUAUAGGUCUGGUCGAAUACCUAACCUUGAAAACAGAUGACAAAACUGAACCUUUGAGGGAAGAAGCAUAUUCACGGUAUAUCAGGCCCUACCCUCCUCAUCUUCCAGCCAGGCGUUUCAAGCAACUCGGCAAAGUUGAUGCUUGGUACAAUGACGGAUGGUGGGUUGGUGUAAUUUCCAAAGUUCUAAAAGGCUCUUCGUAUGUUGUCUACUUCAGCACAUCCAAUGAAGAACUAAAUUUCAAUGAGUCUAAUCUGAGGCUUCACCAUGACUGGAGUGACGGCAAGUGGGUCAUUGCUUCCUGGGUAGGAACUACGGUUGGUGCUAAUUUUGUGAUGAAUUGUUUUGGUGGAGUUCUAUCAUUCAGGUUCAUGCUUUUGUUUCAUUCCUGGCCGAACGUCCCCCCUGCCUUGUUGUGAUUUUGAUUGGUUGCAUAGAGAAUGCUAUACAUAAGGAGUUCUUGAUGGUGUCAAAUUUGUGAUUUCGCAAGUUUAGAGGAACACUUAAUCAGUCAAACCAUAUUUCAAUUACUUUGAUGCAAA